Molecule: messenger RNA, 2661 nt
Organism: Populus trichocarpa (black cottonwood)
Lineage: Eukaryota; Viridiplantae; Streptophyta; Magnoliopsida; Malpighiales; Salicaceae
Product: beta-xylosidase/alpha-L-arabinofuranosidase 2
Exons: 7
Coding region: 114-2444 (776 amino acids)
Biological process (GO): xylan catabolic process; arabinan catabolic process
Cellular component (GO): plant-type cell wall
Molecular function (GO): alpha-L-arabinofuranosidase activity; xylan 1,4-beta-xylosidase activity
Source: RefSeq, a predicted model, not a curated record
UCUCUGCUUUUUUUCUUUUUCUUUUUCUUCUUUUAUAGUUAUUAAUAAUUAGAACUCUCUUCCUUUUUCUAUAUAACACAGGACUUGUUUGCCCUCCUUUCUUUAACAUUUGAAUGGCCUCAUUUUGUUCCCAAAACAGAGUACCUAAGGUCUCUGUUUUUCUCUUCUUUUCCCUUGUCUGCUUCUUACUUUUUUCUUCUAGCCAUGUAGUUUUGGCACAAUCAUCACCAGUUUUUGCCUGUGAUGUUGUGAGCAAUCCAUCCUUGGCCAGUUUUGGGUUCUGUAACACGUCGUUAGGGGUGAGUGACAGAGUUGUAGACCUGGUGAAAAGACUCACAUUGCAAGAAAAGAUAUUGUUCUUGGUGAAUAGUGCAGGGAGUGUGAGCAGACUUGGGAUACCUAAAUAUGAAUGGUGGUCGGAGGCUUUACAUGGAGUUUCUUACGUCGGUCCAGGCACUCAUUUCUCUAGUGUUGUCCCCGGAGCUACAAGCUUUCCUCAGGUCAUCCUCACUGCUGCUUCCUUCAACACCUCUCUCUUUGUAGCCAUUGGAAAGGUUGUUUCAACGGAAGCAAGAGCAAUGUACAAUGUGGGAUUGGCAGGAUUGACGUUUUGGUCACCAAAUAUCAACAUAUUUCGAGACCCCAGAUGGGGAAGAGGCCAGGAAACUCCAGGAGAGGACCCCUUGCUCUCAAGUAAAUAUGGAUCAGGCUAUGUUAAAGGACUGCAACAAAGGGAUGAUGGCAAUCCAGAUGGACUUAAGGUUGCUGCAUGCUGUAAACAUUACACAGCCUAUGAUUUGGAUAACUGGAAAGGGGUUGAUCGUUACCAUUUUAAUGCUGUGGUGACAAAGCAAGAUAUGGAUGAUACGUUUCAACCACCUUUCAAAAGUUGUGUUGUUGAUGGGAAUGUUGCUAGUGUCAUGUGUUCUUACAACAAGGUUAAUGGUAUACCCACCUGUGCUGAUCCCGACCUCCUCUCUGGUGUAAUCCGAGGGGAAUGGAAAUUAAAUGGGUACAUUGUUACCGAUUGUGAUUCCAUAGACGUGUUCUACAACUCCCAGCAUUAUACCAAAACACCAGAAGAAGCUGCAGCCAAAGCUAUAUUGGCAGGGUUGGACCUCAACUGUGGAUCUUUCUUGGGAAAACACACUGAAGCAGCAGUAACAGCAGGACUUGUGAAUGAGUCGGCCAUUGAUAGAGCUGUCUUCAACAAUUUUGCCACUUUAAUGCGACUUGGAUUCUUUGAUGGUGAUCCCAGCAAACAACUCUAUGGGAAGCUAGGACCAAAAGAUGUAUGUACAGCAGAGAAUCAGGAGCUGGCCCGUGAAGCUGCCAGGCAAGGGAUUGUGUUGCUUAAGAACACCGCAGGAUCACUUCCUCUAUCUCCCACUGCCAUAAAAAACCUGGCAGUAAUUGGACCAAAUGCCAAUGUCACUAAAACAAUGAUUGGAAACUAUGAAGGUACACCCUGCAAAUAUACAACCCCUUUACAAGGACUAGCAGCUUUGGUUGCAACAACAUAUCUACCUGGCUGCUCAAACGUAGCCUGCAGCACUGCCCAAGUAGAUGAUGCCAAGAAAAUAGCAGCUGCAGCUGAUGCCACGGUGCUUGUAAUGGGUGCCGAUCUAUCUAUAGAAGCAGAGAGUCGUGACAGGGUGGACAUUCUCCUUCCAGGGCAGCAGCAGCUUCUGAUAACAGCAGUUGCAAAUGCAUCCACUGGACCUGUAAUCCUUGUUAUAAUGUCUGGGGGAGGCAUGGAUGUAUCAUUUGCGAAAACUAACGACAAAAUCACAAGUAUCCUAUGGGUUGGCUACCCUGGCGAAGCUGGUGGAGCUGCCAUAGCUGAUAUUAUUUUUGGUUCCUACAACCCAAGUGGGAGGCUACCGAUGACUUGGUAUCCACAAUCAUACGUAGACAAAGUACCAAUGACAAAUAUGAACAUGAGACCAGAUCCCUCCAAUGGCUAUCCUGGCAGAACCUACAGGUUCUACACCGGAGAAACUGUUUACUCAUUUGGAGAUGGACUAAGCUAUUCUGAAUUCAGCCACGAACUAACUCAAGCACCUGGACUAGUAUCUGUUCCUUUAGAGGAAAAUCAUGUCUGUUACUCUUCAGAAUGCAAAUCAGUUGCUGCUGCUGAACAGACUUGUCAGAACUUAACCUUUGAUGUGCAUUUGAGAAUCAAGAACACGGGAACAACGAGCGGAAGCCAUACAGUUUUCUUGUUCUCUACUCCCCCAUCAGUGCACAACUCACCACAGAAGCAUUUGGUGGGUUUUGAGAAGGUCUUCCUGCAUGCACAAACAGAUAGCCAUGUGGGAUUCAAGGUGGAUGUUUGUAAGGAUUUGAGUGUGGUUGAUGAGCUCGGAAGCAAGAAAGUUGCCUUGGGAGAACACGUUCUUCAUAUUGGAAGCUUGAAGCACUCCAUGACUGUAAGGAUUUGAAACAAGACUUUCAAGUCCUCUGCAGUGAUUUGAUUUGUUGUUCUUGCAUUCCCUUUAGAAAGGCAUUUCAAAAUGCAAUUAUUGGCCUAUGGAUAAUAAACAGGUCGGGAGGUUAUGAAAAAUUCACUCAAUUAUUACUCAGAAUUAAGAUUUGAAACCCGAAGGAAUACAAAGUUUGGCUCCAAAAGAAGAUAAGCUGAGCUUCAUUUUUCCUAUA